AUGGCGAAGAAUAAACCACCCGCGCCGCUUAUCUCGUCCUUAAAGCCUGGACUACCUCCGCCGCAUCCAACGGCUUCGUCAGGCCGACUGCAGCGAGCUCACAGCGAUGCAGCGAAGCGGGUUCAGUUCGCGACAGCUGGCAUGCCGCCAUUGGAGGAACAGCUACACGGAGCCGGCGCUGCUAGUCAUGCCACUGCAGACAGCCAGAGUGAGUUCGGAUUCGUUUUGGGUAGAAAGGAACGACGUUACUUCCCUCUCUACCUCCCCACGUUUGUGAAUUCUCAAAAGCAGGCACCCAGUGAGUUCCGUUUCCUCUUGGUUAGGGAGGAACGACUUGACUUCUCUCCCUCCCCAGCUCUCUCCAUCCUGAGCCAUUCCUUCUGGUUCAUCUUCAUUUCGAAACUGAUUUGGGACAUUGGGUCGUCAGGCGGCCUGAGGCGCACACAGACGCUCGACUCGCACUCCUUGUAUCCCGACCUUGAUAAGAUCAUGGAGGAGAAGGAGCAGGGGGUGGAUUUCUGGAAGGUUCGGUCUACGAGCCUGGAGGUUCGGAUAAAAGAGGCGGAGGACGCUCGGGCGAGCAUCACUGCGCAGGCUGUGGCUCUGGCACAACGCAACCAGGAGCUGACGAGCCGACUGAGGCAGUUUCAAGAGGAGGGCGACACAGCAGCGUUUGCAGCCCUGGAGCAGCAAUUAACAGACGUCAAGCUCCGCCUAGACCGCGCCCUCCACGAAUGCUCCUCCCUCGCCGGCACCAGCAGCGGCAGGGCAGCACUCGGAGGGGCUCUGGGGCUGGAUCCUGCUGGGAACAUCACCAUGAGUACCAUGAAUAUGGAUAAUAAUCUGAACAGCAGCAGUGGGGGCGAUUUGGCCGCGUUAGGGUUAGGGUUAGGGUCUGCUAGGCGGAUGGGCGCUGGGAGUUAUUUUCCCGAUGCUGCCGGGGCUGCUGGGGGGGGAGCGGGGCGCGUGGGGGGGAAGGGAGGCGGAAAAGGAGGAGGGGGGGUGGGCGGGGCGAGUGACGGGUUGAAUCUUCAGGUGGCUUUGGAGAGAGCGCCGUUUAUGAUUGCGCAUUUGGAUACGAGCCUGAGAUACACCUGGGUGUUCAACCACAACCUGCUGGUCAAUCAGGAUAUGAUAGGCAAGAGGGACUAUGACAUUCUGCCACGUGGCACCCUGGGAGUGGAGGAGGCGAUGGAGAUCAAGCAGCGGGCGCUGGCCACAGGCAAGGCGCAGCGCGGCGAGGUGGUGUGGCAGCUUCCUGGAAGGCCCCCCAUGGUUUGGGUGACGACUGCCCGGCCAAUCAGAGACGAGAAGGGACGGACUGUGGGCGUGACUACAUCGAGCGUGGAUAUAACUGAAGAGGCGCAGUACAAGGAGCGGCUGAUGGCUUUAAGAGCCGAGAUGAUGGUGCGCAGCACAACGGAGAAGGAGCUGCGGCGCGCAUACGAGCUCACAGAGGACGCCAUGCGCGCCAAGUCCAUGUUCCUCGCCAUCAUGUCCCACGAGAUCCGCACGCCCCUCAACGGGAUCCUCGGAUUGGCCGAAGUCCUGCUCGAAUCUGGAGCGUUGGAUGAGGAGCAGCGCGAGAUCGUGGAGACGAUGAUGUCUUCCGGCGUGAUCAUAUCGGAUAUUCUCGCGGAUAUUCUGGAUCUUGCGAGUAUGGAGGCUGGAGAGAUGAAGCUGGAGGAGCAUCCCUUUGAGCCCGUCGCCGUGGUGAAUCAUAUCUUGAAAAUGGCCAUGGCUGCGACUAAAGAGAAGGGGAUUAAAGUCCUAGCGGAUAUUUCCCCGGAUAUCCCGACGCAGAUUAUAGGAGACGAGCUGCGCGUGCGGCAGGUGAUCAAAUACCUGGUUCUCAAUGCGAUUAAGUUCACGCACACGGGGCACAUCUUGCUGCGGGUGUCGGCACACGAUAGGGAUCCCUCUGCUGCUAUCGUGAAGGCUACUGCGGGGGGAGAGAAAGGGAAGGGGAAAGCCGCAGCAGCAGCAGCAGCAGCAGCAGCAGAAAGACAGAUAGGCGGAGACAUGGACGUGUGGCUGUGGUGCGAGGUCCACGACACAGGCGUGGGUAUCCCCAAAGAUGCCUUCCCGCUCCUCUUUGAGAAAUUCACCCAGGUGGAAGGCGGCCCGACGCGAGCCUACGGGGGCACUGGGCUGGGCUUGGCUAUCUGCAGACAGCUAGUAGAGCUUAUGCACGGGAAGAUGGCGAUAAAAUCCAAGGUCGGGACCGGGUCAGUGUUUGCGUUUUCCGUGUGCUGCCAGCGGACCACUCCCCGCUCCCGCCCCGCGUCGCCCACGGGUGCGAGCGCGAUUGCUGCGGCUGUGAACGCGCCGUUUGGGUUUCCCAAGAGUGUGUCUGUGUCGGGACCUUCGCCUGGGGGAGGGGCUACCUGGGGAGGUGCGUCUGGUGCCGGCGCAUUGGCGGGUGCUCCUGGGUCGCUGCCUUCCCUGUCGCCUGCUUCAGCCAAAGGCCCAGAGACAAAGAUUCUGGUGGCUGAAGACAACCCUGUCAACGUGAUGGUGCUGCUCUCCAUGCUCAAGCGCCUGGGCCUGCGAGCCACAGUGGCCAAGAACGGUGUGGAGGCGUUGGAAGCGGUGCGCAGGGAGCGGUUCGACCUGCUGCUGUCGGACCUCUGCAUGCCUCUCAUGGACGGGCUGCAGGCAGCCUAUUUGAUUCGGCAGUAUGAACGGACCGGAGUGUAUCCAGAGGAGGAGGUGGAGCGAGCAAAGCACAGGGGAGCGCCAGCAGAGGAUGAGAAAGCUGGAAUUGCCUGGCAGCCCCCCUCCAACCUCCCCCUCUCCUCACGCCGAGGGGUCCUGCCUCGCCUCCCCAUCAUUGCCGUUACCGCAAACGCUCUUAAAGAGGAUGAAGAGCGGUGCUAUGCGGUGGGAAUGGACGGGUUCCUGGGGAAACCGGUGCAGUUUCCAAAGCUGAAAGAAGCAAUUUCUGAGUUUAUAGAACUCCCUGGGUCACGAUUGCUGCAAGGAGCCGGGAGUGGUGUGAGUGGGGGAGUUGGGAGAGGGGGAAUUGGGCAAUCUAACCCCAAUUCAGGGGCACCGGGAGGGUUAAUAUCCAUGGGGAGCGGGGUAGCAGCGCUGCUCGCAGGUAUCCCCCCACAAGCUGCCGGAGCCGCCGCCCCUGGCUUUCCCGCCCCUGGAUUCCCCGCCCCGUCCAAGCUCUCAGGCGGAGUUCAGCGUCUCGUAGUGCCCGCCCGGCCAAGCAGCUACAGCGAAUCAGGGUCGGUGAGCGGGAGCAUGACCUACACGGGGGAUGAGGAGGAUUAUCAAGGGGAAGAGGGGGAAUUCGAUGAUGAGUACGAUGAUGAGUAUGAUGAUUACGAGCCGACUGUGUAUUCGCCUAGGUGUUACCGGUGUUACUGGUGUUACAGGAGUAACGGGAGUAACUGGUAUGACUGGUGUUACUGGGGCGACGAGGGGUGGGAGGAGGAGGGGUAUGUCUAG
Closterium sp. Yama58-4 is the source of this 3459-nucleotide messenger RNA. NCBI's taxonomy places the organism in Eukaryota, Viridiplantae, Streptophyta, Zygnematophyceae, Desmidiales, Closteriaceae. The record is from the annotation of a GenBank genome assembly.